AUGUCAUGCUAUCCUGCACGUGCUGGCCUUCUUGCCCGGGAGCUGCACAAGCUGAACGUGCAUGUGGCCGCAAUCCAGGAAUACCACAUCUACUACAGUGGCGGCGAAAAGGCGAUGCACGGAGUCGGUUUCGUAGUGAUUGGGGAUCAGAAGAACCGAGUCAUCAAGUGGAAGGUGGUGAAUGACCGGAUCUGCGUGUUGAGAAUAAAGGGCAAAUUCUUCAACUACAGCCUGAUCAACAUCUACGCGCCGACGAACGACAAGCCCGAUGACGAUAAAGACGCUUUCUACGAGCGUCUCGACAAGACCUAUGGAGAGUGCCCAAGACACGACGUGAAGAUAGUCAUCGGAGACGCAAACGCGCAGGUCGGAAGGGAAGCCUUCUUCCAUCCUGUCAUCGGCAAGGAGAGCCUUCAUCCUCGCACGAAUGACAACGGCCUCCGUUUGGUCAAUUUCGCCGCAGCCAGAGGAAUGGCUAUCUGUAGCACCUUCUUUGCGCGCAUGAACAUUCGGAAGCACACCUGGCGACACCCGAAUGGCGAAUCGUGCACACAAAUCGAUCACGUUUUGGUGGAUGGUCGACAUUUCUCGGACGUGAUGGACGUCCGAUCGUACAGAGGACCGAACAUCGACUCUGAUCACUUCCUGGUAGCGUGCAAGAUCCGAGCUAGGCUGUCGAACGUGCUGACCCCGCGGACUGCGAGGAUAGCGCGGUUGAACGUCCAGCGCCUCGCGAGCAGCGACGUUGCUGCAGAGUACAGUCGGAAGCUCGACGAGCGGAUCAACGAGGACGCGCCUACGGGUAACCUGGACGAGCAAUGGGGAGCCCUCCAGAGCAUCGUCAACACAACGGCUACCGAAGUGAUCGGCACGACCAGAGGACGCAAACCCAAAGGGUGGUUCGAUGCGGAGUGCCAGCGAGUGACGGACGAGAAGAACGAGGCCAGGAAGCGUAUGCUGGUGAAGGGUACGCGCCGAAACUGUGAGCGAUACAGCGAGCUGCGAAGAGCUGAGAAACGAACCCACCGCCGAAAAGAACGGGAGUACGACGAGGAAGGUAACCUGUUGACAGAUAAGACAGCGGUAGCGGCCAGGUGGAAGGAGCACUUUCAACAGCUGUUGAACGGUGAGAUGCGAGAGGGAGUCGUCGAGGACAGGAUGAACGUUGAGGAUGAUGGAAUAGCUGUGGACCCGCCUACGUUGGAGGACGUGGAAAAAGCUGUAAAGGAGCUCAAAAACGCGAAAUCCGCGGGAAAGGACGGACUUCCGGCCGAACUUUUCAAGCACGGGAGCGCGCGGAUGAUCGAGAUUCUGCACCAAAUCAUCCAGCGAAUUUGGUGCGAAGAACAGCUUCCGAUCGACUGGUUAGACGGGCUCAUCACCCCAAUCUACAAGAAAGGCAAGCUGAGACCGUUGACCGAGACCUUUGUCGGCGAAUACCAGUGCGGUUUUCGAGCGGGUCGGUCAACGACGGACCAGAUGUUCACUCUGCGACAAAUCCUCGACAAGUUCCGGGAGUACAACCUGCAAACACACCAUUUGUUCAUCGACUUCAAGGCGGCGUACGAUUCAGUCAAAAGAAACGAACUUUGGAAAAUUAUGCUAGAACACGGCUUUCCGGCGAAGCUAAUAAGACUGAUUCGUGCAACGCUCGACGGAGCAAAAUCAAGCGUGCGAAUAGCUAACGAGACAUCAGAAGCUUUCGUUACGUUGGAUGGAUUGAAGCAGGGCGAUGCUCUCUCGAACUUACUGUUCAUCAUAGCGUUGGAGGGUGCUGCUCGAAGGGCAGGCGUGCAAAGAAACGGAACACUCAUCACUAAAUCGCACAUGCUGCUUGGAUACGCUGACGACAUCGACAUCAUUGGUAUUGAUCGUCGUUCAGUGGAGGAGGCGUUCGUCCCUUUCAAGCAGGAAGCUGCGAAGAUCGGACUGACCAUCAACACUGCCAAGACCAAGUAUCUGGUUGCUGGCAGAGCGCGUGGCAGUGCAGGUGAUGGUGUUUCGGAGGUGGAAAUAGAUGGAGAAAGAUAUGAGGUGGUGGAUGAGUUUGUAUAUCUUGGUACACUUGUGACGUGCGACAACGAUGUGAGCUGCGAAGUGAAACGGCGGAUUAGUGCUGCAAACAGGGCCUUCUACGGUCUUCGUAGCCAGCUAAGGUCCCGCAGCCUAAGGACGCCUACGAAAAUCACGCUGUACAGGACCUUGAUACUCCCUGUAGCUCUUUACGGUCACGAGUCGUGGACGCUAAAGGAGGCUGACCAGAGAGCACUUGGGGUCUUUGAGCGGAGAAUCCUGCGUUCUAUCUUCGGCGGCAAGCAAGUCCAUCUCAUCAAUCUUUCCAGCUUCAGCGCCCUGCCCCAACAACCUCUCUCCAACGACAUCAUCGAGUGA
Culex quinquefasciatus (southern house mosquito) is the source of this 2391-nucleotide messenger RNA. RefSeq lists its product as uncharacterized. Lineage: Eukaryota; Metazoa; Arthropoda; Insecta; Diptera; Culicidae. The transcript has 6 exons. The coding region runs from base 1 to 2391 and encodes 796 amino acids. The record is from RefSeq and is a predicted model, not a curated record.